Molecule: messenger RNA, 1917 nt
Organism: Penicillium canescens
Lineage: Eukaryota; Fungi; Ascomycota; Eurotiomycetes; Eurotiales; Aspergillaceae
Product: ferric reductase family protein
Exons: 1
Coding region: 1-1917 (638 amino acids)
Biological process (GO): iron ion transport; intracellular iron ion homeostasis; copper ion import
Cellular component (GO): plasma membrane
Molecular function (GO): ferric-chelate reductase activity
Source: RefSeq, a predicted model, not a curated record
AUGGCAGCAACCCAUCCGCACAUUGCGGCUCGAGGCUACGGAUCAAAUACAACAUACAUAUAUGAGUACUCCAGAGGACUGGGCGGCGUGGACGUCCCCCGCGAUGUGAUCAUCACCCGAAUCAUCUACACAUCUCUCGUCGUCCUCGCUAUCGCAUUAUUCUGUGGCCGAAUCGCCCAGAUCAGCCAUGCCUACCUCCGUCAAAUCACCGCCUCUGGCACAACGAAACGGCAGCAGACCUUCUGGGCGCAGGAGGACUCAUCGUGGUGGCCCAACCUCAAGAAGCACUUCUUAUACGCUCCGUUAGGAAAGAAGCGACACAACCGAGAGAUGCAGCUCUCGUCUGCUCUCAACGUCGGCACUCUUCCAUCCCGGCUGCAGGCAACCCUGGUAUUCCUCUACUUCACCAGCCAAGUGGUCUACUGCGUCUACCUAGACUACAGUGUCAACGAAAAGAAAGCCCUGGUAGCUGAACUCCGCGGCCGCUCCGGGACGCUGGCCGUCCUCAACAUGGUCCCCCUCUUCCUCCUCGCAGGCCGAAACAACCCCCUAAUCUCAAUCCUGCACAUCAGCUUCGACACAUACAACCUGCUCCACCGCUGGCUGGGCCGCAUGGUCGUCCUCGAAUCCGUCGUGCACACAGCAGCGUGGGCCGUCAACGCCUGCGACGAGCAGGAUUUCACCCACAUGCUGGCUCGUCUCCGCGACACCCCCUUCUUCACCUGGGGUCUAGUCAGCACAGUCUCCAUGAUCUUCCUCUGCCUGCACUCGCCCUCCCCAAUCCGCCACGCCUUUUACGAGACCUUCCUACACCUCCACCAGCUGGCCGCAGUCCUAGCCUUCCUAGGCGUCUACAUCCACCUCCAACUAGACAGCCUCCCACAACGCAGCUGGUCCCAGGUGAUAGCAGCAAUCUGGCUACUUGAACGGGGCACCCGUCUCUUCCGCCUAAUUCACCUCAACCUUUCAACAUCAGGCACAACCUCAAUGACAGUAACCGCCCUCCCAGGCGAAGCCUGCCGCGUAACCUUCCACCUCCCAAAGCGCGUCGCCAUCCAACCAGGCUGCCACGUCUUCGCCUACAUCCCAGCCGUAAGCUGGUGGAUGUCGCACCCAUUCUCAAUCGCCUGGUCCGAAUCAACAGACAGCCCCUACGCCUUUCCAUCACCACACACGCCCCAAUCCCUAUCACACAACACAACCACAAAACACACCCCCAAAACCUCAAUCUCAAACCCAAUCCCCCUAACCCCCUCCUCCCUCGAAAAACAAUCCCACUACUUCUCCCUACCACCACACAGCAACUCCCCAAAAACCCAAAUAACCCUCAUAAUCUCAGCCCGCGCAGGCAUGACCCGCCGCCUCUACAACCUCGCCAACAAAGCGCCCCAAAAGUCUCUCUCCCUCCCAGGCUUCAUAGAAGGACCAUACGGGAGCCACCCCUCAAACCCAUCCAGCUACGGCACAACAAUCCUCUUCAGCGCCGGCGCAGGAAUAACCCACCACCUCCUGCUCACGCGCUCCCUGCUGCAAUCCGCGUCCGAAGGAACAUGCGCCACCAAAAAGAUCUACCUAAUCUGGUCCGUUCGCUCAACAGAUCAUCUGGCGUGGGUUAGUUCAUUCAUGGACCAGAUCCUACGUCUGCCCGGACGGCGGGAUAUCCUCGUUGUCAAGCUGUUCGUGUCGAAGCCACGGCGUGCAGCGGAUAUUGUUAGUCCGUCUGCGACGGUGCUUAUGCAUGGUGGACGGUGUCGGCCUGAGGUUGUGCUUGAUGAGGUUUUGCCGGGGAGGGUUGGAGCGGCGCUUGUUUCGGUUUGUGGGCCUGGGGCUUUUGCAGAUGACGUGCGGGGGGCUGCUAGGGGGUGGAUUGGACGGGGGGCUGUUGUUGAUUUUGUGGAGGAGGCUUUUACUUGGUGA